AUGACGAAAACGACGACGAGAACACUAACUGUUUUCUCGUUAGUCUUAAUAACUUUUCUUCUUCUUUCGGGGGGUGUUUCGAGCAAAAGCAGCGACGAGCAUCGGCAACAGAAAGCGACGGCGAAAACGAGAGAAAAAUCGAUCGACGUUUCCCUCGUGUCUUCCCUCUUCCCGGCGACGUCGCACGCGCUCGAAACCGCGGAAGCGAUAUCCACGUGCUGCGGCGAAGAAAAGUUUUGGCAAUUCGUGAGUGUAUGGAGGAAUCAAAACGCUCUGAACGGGAAACGGUGUCAACGGUUCAUCGAAUCCGCGAUGCGACGAGCGGUCGGUGGACCGCCGGAAAAGGAGGAGGAAAAGGAAAACGCGAGAGAAGAGACAAUGAUGACGAGCGCGGUGAAAAUGAGCGUGGGGUUACGACAGUUCGCGCCGAGGCUGAAAAUGUUUCAGACGUUGAAAGACGAGGCGGUGGAGGAAGUGGUGCGAGAUGAUUUGAAGAAAGAGGAAGUGAAGACGGCGUGUUGCUUCGCGACGGUUGGCGCGCGAGGACGGUACGCGACGGACGUGGCGAGUUUACGGACUGAGGUGAGCGAAGCGAGGAAGGAGGAGGCGGAGGUGGAAAGGAGCGAGGAGGAAAACGACGCGAGGAGGAAACCACGGUACUCGUAUUUAGUGCCGACGGAGUUUGAUCACGCGUAUCCAACCGGGAAGGAAAGCGAUAUCAUGGAAGGGAAUGAAGUAGAAGAGAAGGCGAAGAAGGAGCGAUUGCCGAUGGUGUAUUUAUACGCGGCGACUGGGUCGCAGUGCUUUUUGGACAUGCACGAAUUUUUAGCCGAGAAAAUCGAUGAGGAGGAGGUGAGGUAUGUUUUGAGGCCGGUGUUUGAGAAGUCGUGUUUGAACGAUGAGAAAGCGGUGAAGCAGUGCACGGCCUACGGGGCGUUCAAUUACGACGGCGAUACGAAGAACGAAAAAGAAGACAAAGACGACGAGCUUUUGCGCGUGCCUGGAUUCGGCGUCGAGUUGGCGAUCAAGAACAUGGAGUACAAAGCCGUUGACGAUCAAAUCACCGCGAAAGAUGACGAAGAAGGCGGCGACGACGGCGACGAGGAAAUCGUGUUGGGCUUUAACUUCAAGACGCUUCGGGAGCGCCUAGCGGAGAAAGGAGGAGAAGACGCGCAGGAAAAGCUGGACGGAUUCAAGAAACAAUUAGAAAUGGAAGAAAAAUCGAUCAAAGGCGACAUGUUUGAACCGCUCCCGAAGUGGAAAAUCGCUAAUUUGGGUUUACUCGCCACGCAAAAGAUUGUUUCCGCGAACGAUCCUUUAUCGAUGCUUCGCGACGUGACGCAAAAUUUUCCUUCGCUCAUGAAUAAAAUGGCGAACACCAUGCGCGUGCAAAAGAAAACGAGAGAUGAGGUGAAAGAGAACCAACGAGCGGUACCGCCAUCUUCAGUCAUCAUGUCUCUAAACGGGCAGCCAAUGGAACUCGAUACGGUCGAUGCUUUUGCAAUCACGGACCGAGUCAUUUCGGAAUUACGAGACGCCGAGCGCGUUCGCACGAUUGGAUUAGGAGAGAAGGCUGCCGCAGAAACGUUGCAUCUGCGGCCAAAAGGCGUGCGAAUGAAAGAACCGCCUAAGAUUGACGUCACAUUUUCUCCAGUCGAGUUUAGUUACGACUUUGAAAAGGACAAGCAGUACGAAAAGUGGUCGAAGAGUUACUCUAAGUUUUUAAAGGCGAUGAUGGAAUCGCAAGGCCAAGGAGGAUUACCGCCGAUUCGACGAAACUUGAUCAACAUCGUUGCUAUUGUAAACCUUGGAACCGCGGAAGGUAUGGAAAUAGUAAAUGUUUUAGAACGGUACCGUAAAAUGAAUAUACCGGUGCGAUACGCCAUCCUUGCUAUUGGAAACGACGACAAGACGCAAUUGUUCGAAGACGACGAUUACAUGGGCGACGGUUUCGGUGAAGAGAUUCCAGACGAUUCACUUCCGGACACGCAAACGUAUUCAAACUUAGUCGCAAAGUGCGCGCAUUAUAUUUUAGCGAAAUAUGGGGCCAAGCCUAUGCGCGCGUUUGCCAUCGAUAUCAUUGAAGGACGAGAACAGCUCGCUGCGGGUGAUUACUUCUCGCCUCCGGUCAUGGCGCCGCCAAAAUGGGAAGACGCGAGGUCGAGUUUCAUACAAAUCGCGCGUGCGAUCGAAGUCUCGAACGCGUUAGGUAAAGGAAACGAGAAAUCUGUAUCGGUGACGGAUAGAAAGGAGGUCAUGGAACGCGUCGUUAAAGAGCUGAACGAUGUAUUAGAUAAAAUGGAAGACGACGAGGACGAAGAUGAGAACAAAAAAUACAGCGCAGACGCGUUGAAGGCGAAACGAGCCAUCGAAAGUCGAGGACUGGAAUCGAACUCGGUGUUGAUCAAUGGUGUCUAUUACGACAGCGAAACGAGUCGGCGGACUCUUGGUGCUUCUCUUUCUCGCGCGAUGGGACAUUUAAUUGGCUCUGUCGUCCAGAAUCUUCAACAAGCUAUUCACACGAAACAAUUGAAGGAGGACAUGGACGCGUACGCUUUCGUCAACAAAGGCGCGGCGAAAAAGUUACGUCCAGAGAUUCAAGACGAAUCAGCGUUCCCGCCAACAUUUUUACCGGAAAUCCCGCAUCUGUUUUACAUCUCGAAGACGUGGAUUGAAGGCGGUGCGCAAAAUGAAGCGAAACCAGUGUCCAUUUGGGUCGUCGCCAAUCCGGAUUGCGCGCUCGGUAAAGCGCACUUAUCGGAAGCCAUGAAAUUUUUGCGCUCUUCUUACGACGAGCCAGAAAAUGGUGAAGGUCAGGAUGCAUCAGACGAUGGGAGAGAAAGCGUGGCGAAACAAACGCGCUUCUUUUUCGUCAACCCGCAAAUGAGUGACUCUGCGAAACCGACGCUCGUUGCGCGCGCCGUGGUCGCCGCGACGCAGCUCACCAGUGCGCGCGAACAUAUUCCAACGCUCGUGUUAGAGUUGCUCAAAGAUGGAGAUGGUGACAAAAACUUCAUUGAUCGUGCAGUGAGAGCAUCUGGAGUGAAAGCGGACGAGUUUCGGAAGCUCUUCCGGAACGAAGAAACGAUCGAUUACCUCUUGAAAUUGCAAAGAACGAUCAACGCGAAACAUCUCGGUAACACGAGACGAGCGUUUGUCGUUAACGGACGAUUACUCGAUCCAGUCGUUUUAAAUACCGAGUUCGACGCUAGCGAUUUACACGUCGUCGCCGAAGCAGAUCUUGAGAAACGAUCGAACGAUGCGCGAAAGAUUGUCGAGCGCGACGCGCAAGAGAAGACGGAUCCAAAGGGUGUGACCACCACGAAUGUACCGUUUCGCAUCAUUUCUGCCCGCAUCGCAGCUUUGUCCCAUUUCAUCGCUAAACGGUACGAACAAGCCGCAUCGAGAGGUGUCGUGGAAUCGUUAGAGUUCCUCUCGACGAACCGCACGGCAUUCACUCUUGGAAAGGAUGACGCUCAAGGCAACGUUUCGAUGGUUGAAAUCGAAGUCAUUCUCGAUCCGCUUUCCAAAGAGGCGCAAAGAAUCGCUCCGGUUUUAAAAGUGCUCAAAGAUUCGCUCGGCAACCAUGCCUCUUUAAAAGUCAUCAUGAACCCGGUAGAAAAGUUGUCGGACGUUCCGUUAUCGUCUUAUUUCCGAUACUGUGCGCAAGAUCUGACGGAUUGGUCGAAAUCGCCCAAAGUUGUUUUCGAAGCGGGAAGUUUGCCGCAGAGCAAAACGCUCACCGCGCAUCUCGACCAUCCAGAACCUUGGAUGGUGACGACGAAAAAAGCUAAAUACGAUCUCGAUAAUUUGAUUUUGGAGAACGUAAAGGAAGAUACGGUGUUCGCGGAGUACAGUUUGGAGAGCUUGUUGGUCACGGGACACGCGUUUGAUGGGGGCAAUCCGAGAAAUCCGCCGCGAGGGACGCAAGUUGUUUUGCAGAAGAAGUGGUUCAUGGAAGAUAUCCACGAACAAAAAGAAAUAAAGGAUAAUGCCAUUGCAGGGACGAUUAUUAUGGCUAACCUUGGUUACUUUCAACUCCCUGCAUCGCCCGGGCGAUUCGCCUUGGCGUUGAAAGAAGGACGCUCGCGAGACGUGUACGAAAUGGUAUCGACGGAUUUAAUUAACAUCGACGAUCGAACGAAUACGUUUUCUAGCGGGCGCACGGAUCCAUCCAAGUUCAGAGCAGAAAUAACCGUCGCGAGUUGGAGUGGGAAAAGGGUUGAAAUGAAACUGAGAAAACGCGCGGGAUUUGAAAUGGCGGACGUUUUGAGCGAGGACGACGACGAAAACGACGAGAACAAACGUGGUUUAGGCUCCAAAAUCUCCUCCUUAUUCGGUGGCAAAAAUAAGAAGAAGAAGCAAGUGCAACUGGAUGAAAAUGGAUUAGAAACCAUUCACAUCUUUUCCGUCGCCACCGGUCACUUGUACGAACGAUUCCUCAAAAUCAUGAUGGCCUCCGUGCGUCGCCACACGAAGAACCCGUUGAAAUUUUGGUUCAUCAAAAACUGGUUGAGUCCAUCUUUCAAAGAUUUCCUCCCGCAUUUUGCCAAAAAAUACAACGUCGAAUACGAGUUGAUCACGUAUAAAUGGCCAACGUGGUUGCACAAGCAAACGGAAAAGCAGCGCAUUAUUUGGGCGUACAAGAUUCUCUUUUUAGAUGUCAUCUUUCCGCUUUCGCUCGAGAAAGUCGUCUUUGUUGACGCCGAUCAAAUCGUUCGAGGCGACAUGAAUGAACUCUGGAAUAUCGACUUACAAGGCGCACCGUAUGGCUACACUCCGAUGUGCGAUAAUAACAAAGAGAUGGAAGGCUUCCGAUUCUGGAAACAAGGCUUUUGGAAGACGCAUUUGAGAGGUAAACCGUACCACAUCUCCGCGUUGUAUGUGGUUGAUUUAAAACGUUUCCGCGAGUUGGCCGCUGGCGACCAAUUGCGAGGAAUGUACGACCAAUUAUCCAAAGAUCCAGGUUCGUUGGCGAACUUGGAUCAAGAUUUACCAAAUUUUGCACAGCACCAAGUUCCAAUCUUUUCGUUACCAAUGCCGUGGCUUUGGUGCGAAUCGUGGUGCGGCAACGAAACGAAAGCGGCGGCGAAGACGAUCGAUUUGUGUAACAAUCCGUUGACGAAGGAACCGAAACUCGUUGGAGCGGCGAGGAUAGUCAGCGAAUGGACUGAAUUAGACAACGAGGUUCGCGCGUACACUUCUGAAGUGGAGAAGAGUGGUUUGCUCGGUAACACCAAGCCGCCGCACGACGAACUCUAG
This is a messenger RNA of Bathycoccus prasinos, 5262 nucleotides long. Its product is annotated as UDP-glucose:glycoprotein glucosyltransferase. The record is from RefSeq and is a predicted model, not a curated record. Lineage: Eukaryota; Viridiplantae; Chlorophyta; Mamiellophyceae; Mamiellales; Bathycoccaceae. Bases 1 to 5262 code for a protein of 1753 amino acids. The transcript has a single exon. Gene Ontology annotation, molecular function: UDP-glucose:glycoprotein glucosyltransferase activity. Gene Ontology annotation, cellular component: endoplasmic reticulum.